This is a messenger RNA of Entrophospora sp. SA101, 648 nucleotides long. Lineage: Eukaryota; Fungi; Glomeromycota; Glomeromycetes; Entrophosporales; Entrophosporaceae. The record is from the annotation of a GenBank genome assembly.
AUGUCAUCAUAUAAUAAUAACAAUCCGCCAACAUUUAAUUACUUAUUUUUUAAUAGUCCAUUUAGAAGAAGUAGCAGAACUACCUCCACUUUCACCACUACAGAUAAUAAUAACACUGGUAAUGCUAGGUCAACUAGCACAAAAAAAAAAGAAUGUAUAAUUUGUGUUGAAAAACGACCUCCUAAAUCAUUUGUGAUAAUUUCAAAUAAUUGUAAUCAUAAUGCAAACAUAUGUGAUGGGUGUGUUAGUAGAUACAUUGAAAGUAAUUUAAAUGAUAAAGGUGAUAUACAUAUCAAGUGUCCUUUUGCAGGAUGUGGUGUAGUUUUAGAUAAUUAUGAAAUAAAAAAUCUUGUUAAUGAUAAUUUAUAUCAAAGAUAUGAGGAAUUAGCAUUACGUAAAGCACUCCAACAGAUGCCAGAUAUUAGAUGGUGUAAAAAUCCUAAAUGCAAAUCAGCUCAAUCUCAUGUAGGAAGUGACGCUGAGCCAAUAUUGACAUGCAGAGAUUGUGGAACUAAAAGUUGCUUCACGCAUGAUUCAUUAUGGCAUGAAGGAUUAACUUGCCAACAAUAUGAUAAAAUCGACAAAAAUAAAAAUAAGGCUACUCAAAAAUAUUUAGCAAAGCAUACCAAACCUUGUCCCAAAUGUGGA